CUCAAACAUCUUAAAGUGUUCCAUUGAGUUGUGGCCAUGGGAAAUGCCAACAAUUGUUGCGCUUCCAGCACUGGAAAUGAAAAACCUGAGACCACGGUAGCUGACCCUGCACCAGUCCAGGAUCAGAUUGACAAACCGCUUGAGCAGAAACCGGACGAAAAAAUUAAAACGGACCAGGGUCCGCAAGUUGUGCUUCGCUUUGUCCUUCAAAAUGGCACCAGCAAGGACAUCACAUUUACGGAAAGGCCCUUGGGCAUUGAUUUUAGUCGAACGCUUCCACUGACCUGCAAAAGGCUAAAGCCUGGUCUGCAGGGUGAGAAAAAUGAGGUGAAGAUUGGGUGGUGCGUGAGUCACAUCAACGGGACGGUUAUUCAAACCAACUUUGAUGAAACCUUGAGAGACCUUCAAGAUGCAGUCAAUCAGUUGCCAGCUGCCUGAGCUCGGUCGCACCGUCGGUAUCACUGAAGGUGCGCUUCUGAGUGGUCCUGAGCAGUCGCUAGCGCGCCAGUUUUUUUUUCAUAGACAUCACCAUAGGGACCUCAAAGUCUUGGCACAAAGUUGAGCAAUGGUCAGCUGUGUGUUUCCAGGGUCGAGCUCCAACCUCUUCC
Messenger RNA from Cladocopium goreaui, 608 nucleotides. NCBI's taxonomy places the organism in Eukaryota, Dinophyceae, Suessiales, Symbiodiniaceae. The record is from the annotation of a GenBank genome assembly.